AUGCGCGCCCUUUCCGCGAGCUCCAGCUGGGGCUCCCGCGCCGUCUGCCGCUCGUGCCGCUCGCGCGUCACGACCCCGCUGGUCCGCCGCCGCGCCAUCCACAUCAGCGAGGCGCCGUCGUCGUCAACGCCCAGUUUCGACCAGGACGUCUCCUCCGCCGCAGCCAGCUCCACUCCGGACGCCCGCUUCGAGGUCAUUGGCUCGCCCUACUCGCUAUUGUCCGUGUCGCUGUCGGCUUCGCAAAACCUGUACACCCGCCGCGGCACCCUCGUCGCCGUCAACGGCAAGGUCGAGAAUGCCGUCUCUAGCCUGUCCAUCCUCGAGCCCUUCCGCCGCGCGCCGCUGGGCAUUCCGUUCCUCUACCAGAAAUUCUCCGCGACGAGCCCGAUUACCGCUUUGAUCUCCUCCAAGUCGCCCGUCACAAGUUUCGCUGUCGUACAUCUGGAUGGCCGCCUGGAUUGGCUAGUUGCGCAGAGGCAGGCUUUGUUGGCAUGGACCGGUCACGCGCUUUCUGUGAGGCCGCGCGUGAACACGAAGAUGAGCUUGGCGCACUGGGGUAACUCUCACGUCACCGGCAGAGGUCUGUUGGCUCUGGUCGGCAAGGGUCAGAUCUAUCAGGUUCACCUCAAGGCUGGCGAGGAAUACGUCGUGCACCCGAGCAAUGUCCUUGCAUACACCAUGACUACGAACCCGCCGCUUCCCUACCGUUUCAAGUCGACUUCCCUCCGAUUCCAGGUCCCCAGUUUGACCGGACUCUUCCCGAACACGAAAUUCUUCGAGGAUAUGAGGAAAACGCAGGCGUUCAAGACUUUGGCCCAAUUCCUCUUCACACUCCGCACUUGGACAAGGAGAACGAUAUGGGGUGAUAGGUUGUUCCUCCAAUUCCGCGGUCCCUCCACCAUUCUCAUCCAAUCACGAGCCGGCCGUUUGACCGAUUCCCUUACGACACGUGACGUGAACGAGAUCGCAGAUGUCCCCGCAGGAGCCGUGCAGGAGGCUGUCAAUUUGGAUUUGCGGAAAGAAAGCGGCCACGGGUCGACUACUACGACUGCUGAAGAGGCGGAGGCACCGAAGGAGAAGUUGACAUACGCGCAGGCGGGCUCGGAUGGAAAGUUUAAGAUUGGUGAACAAUCGGAGAGCAAGAGUGCAUAA
Lasiodiplodia theobromae is the source of this 1152-nucleotide messenger RNA. Its product is annotated as Mitochondrial protein. Gene Ontology annotation, cellular component: mitochondrial inner membrane. The record is from RefSeq and is a predicted model, not a curated record. Gene Ontology annotation, biological process: inner mitochondrial membrane organization. Lineage: Eukaryota; Fungi; Ascomycota; Dothideomycetes; Botryosphaeriales; Botryosphaeriaceae. The transcript is spliced from 5 exons. Bases 1 to 1152 code for a protein of 383 amino acids.